Messenger RNA from Spirometra erinaceieuropaei, 18594 nucleotides. The record is from the annotation of a GenBank genome assembly. NCBI's taxonomy places the organism in Eukaryota, Metazoa, Platyhelminthes, Cestoda, Diphyllobothriidea, Diphyllobothriidae.
AUGCAGCACGGCUUCAGACAGUACCGCUCGUGCCUUUCCAGUAUAUUGCUGUCGACGGAGCAGUGGACUCGCGCACUGGACGAGGAUGGUAGGGUCGAUGUCAUCUACACAGACUUCAAGAAGGCGUUCGACAGCGUCCCACAAAAACGCCUAAUCUACAAACUUUCUGAAAUUGGGAUAAGGGGAAGGCUGCUGACAUGGAUAACAGAUUUUCUUACCGAGAGAUCACAAACAGUGUGCAUUGAGGCCUCAAGGUCAACUCCUACUCCCGUUCUAAGUGGUGUACCCCAGGGCUCCGUCUUGGGGCCGUUGAUAUUCCUGAUCUACAUUAACGACUGCGUCGACGACCUGGGAUGCAGCGCUAUCAUGUUUGCUGACGAUGUUAAACUGUGGAGAGCCAUCAGAUCUGACGCAGACAGGUAAGCGCUUCAAGACAGUCUCACCCGCCUGAACAGUUGGCCAGCUCGUUUGCUCCUUAAUUUUAAUGUAGACAAAUGUGUGUUCCUGAGACUCUGCACAAAAAAGACCAGUAAGGAGGACGAUUCCUUUCAAUACAUCCUGGGUGGGUAGCCCCUUUCAAAUGUUGUGGAACAGAAGGACCUCGGCGUCCUAAUAAUCUCCCCGCUGAAGCUAUCAUCACAAUGUCAAAGGGCCGUCAAAUGUGCGAUAAGGGUGUUAUUUGUGCUGAGGCGAGGAUUUGUGCAGAUCGAUAAAGAGCUAUUCGGGAAGACCUAUGUUGCAUUCGUCCGGUCUCACUUAGAGUAUGCAGUCCAGGUCUGGCGACCGUGGUUGAAAAACGAUUAUUAACGACUCGAAAGAGUACAGGCGAUGGCUACGAAGAUGGUCCAGAAUCUUCAUCAUCUGCCCUACCAAACCAGGCUGAGCGAACUACAUCUGUUUCCUCUAAAUUACAGGCAACUGCGCGGCGAUCUCAUUCAAACCUACAGGAUUGUCAGAGGCCGUGAGUCCGCCCUAGACUAUGAUGAAUUCUUUGAAUUGGCCGGGACUGACCGUCUACGUGGUCAUCCCUUCAAUAUGCAGAGGAAGCUGGAUCAUUCGAACGUCCGACGAAACGCCUUCUCUCACAGGGUCAUUGGGCAUGGAACAGACUCCCUGAUGCCGUGGUUCUUUCCGAAAGUGUCCAAUCCUUUAAGUGUAGACUAGAUGCUCAUUUGUUGAGAAACUACUGUACAUAUAAUCAGGAUUAUUUUAGCGGCAGCAGUUUGUGUCUGGCUCACACUUGCCGCUAAAUUUUGAAUUUUUGCAUUUGCUGAUGUAAUUGAUGAUUAUAUUUCUGCUUAGGGAUAUGAAUAGGGAGCUCAAGGACGAAAGCCUCAUUCCCCUAAUAAACUGACUUAAAACUAACUUAAAUGGGUAGGUUUUGCGGUAGUUAACUUCUAAAGGAGGCCUAAAAGAAAGAGGCAGAUAUCUGAGCGGGUAGCUAUUAGAAUUAAUAGGUGGGGGAUAUGAUCUUAGAUGGAGUUUUAGGGAUUUAGGUUGGCAUAUCUUUGAUGCUAUUAGUUUUGCGUAGUGGGAAGCCUGGACCAGGUUAGAGGGUAAAUUAUUUAGAGCGACUUUCGUGAGAAUUAUUGUCAGGAUAAAUAUUACGGCAUUGGUUGGUGGCCGGUAUGCGGAACAAAGUAUUAUUUAGACGCAAACCUUGACCCUCGGAGUUUAUUACAAGUUCAGUUUAGGCUUAGUAAAAUUAAGAGGGGGCAACAUACCACUUAAAGUAACCACACUACCGUUGUUCUGGUUCAAAGUCGGAUUGAGUCUUUGAAUCACGUCAUUCUUACAGCGUUCCCCAGGCGGUCUGAAAAAAGGACUCGGAGAACUUCAUUGAAGUGUCGAUGCUCUCGGUUUAACUGAAGUAUAGGGAUUCAUAGAUGUUCUGCGAGGAUUAACAGGAGAGUUGGAAACGACAACUGAAUAUGCUGCUAAUCUGGGGGGAGAGGAAGACGUUAAGUAUCAUGAGUGUGGGAGGUACAGAAGCAGGGGGAAGCAGUGAGUUAGUUUUCAAAUGAAUAGGAAUAAAUUACCUCUCGACGUCUGUCGCAUUGUGACUGUAUUGGUGGGCGUUUAGCUAAGAAGGCGAUAGCUUUUAUGAGAACAGGUACCCAGUUUUUCGCUGCAUGAUUUACGGUCACAAAAAAGGAGAAAUUCACGUUUUCCAGAUAUGCAGAAACACGAUCUCUGUGGGAAAAGUGGAAUAAACAUCGAUUGGUGAAAUCACAUUUAUAUGAAUACCAUCGCGACCUCUUCCGACGCGGCUUUUAGGAAUAGAUUAAGAUUAUAUAUAAUGUGCACCGAGUUGGAACUUAGAGAAUGACCCCAAGAUCCUGUAAUGCUCAAAACUUCUGGGACAAUCUUGAAGGCUGUGGUUAUACUCUGGACCAUCGUUUGUAGGAAUAGCAUUGCCUUGAGGGGAACGACACUCAGCGUAUUACUGAGAUGUGGGUUUCGCUAAUUUCUGUUUAUACAAAAGGUAGAAUUGGCGGUGAAAAUGGGACGGGAAAGGCAAAAUAUCUGCGAUGUAAAAUUUGUGGACAUGCUACUAUUAACUGAAGUGGCAUUGUUUUACGGAAGCACAUUUAGGUAUGAUAUGUGUGAAGGAAUGAUGCUGCGUGGGGUCAAAAAGCAGAAGCAGACGGAAAUGGGAUUUUGAGAAUACCUGGCGUAGUAUGAGGGGAACUUAUAUUUUAAAUCGGACUAAGCUCUCUAAGAGAACUGUAAACGAUUUAAUUAGGCCGAAAAAUUCGCGAUGACUGGCAAGCUGGCGGGUUAGGAAGAUUACUAUCCACAUUGUCCGUAUGCAUCCUAGAAAAUGCUUUGUAAGCAAAGUUCCUUACCUUAAUGUCUUUCUGUAUUUGAAAGUUUGGAUUGAUAGCAAAGACAUCCCUGUAGCAUUAUAUGACCUUUUCGAUUGUAACAUUAGGUCAGGUGUAAAUGGUUAGGCGUAGAAAAAAAAUUAAUUCGACACAGUUCAUCGAAACAAGUGCAAUCGACUAAUGAAAACAUGCAGGGAAUUUGUAUUCACGUAUUAAAAUACGAGUUCAUCGACUCGAAAACGACUUUUCUGAGAGUGCAAUAGUCCGUCAAUCAAAUAUCCGGAAAAUUAGUCGGUUUUCCUGACAUCCUGAAUGUUCCAAAAAGCUUGCCUCACUCUCUCACAUAAUAGCCAGAGUUUAAAAUCUGCUGUACUCAUUUAGAAAAAAAGGCAAUUGGCUGGUCACGAUUUCAUAUCUCGAAGAAAAAUACCCAUGCGCACGACUCAACUAAUCUUGCUGGUUAUCAGAGAUUGUCAUUCGUCGUGUACAUGAGCGCCCGAGUUGAUAUCCCAUAGGUUUCGCAAGAAGAAUCUGACUUUCAGUUUUUGUGUGUAAGCGGGCGGAGUUUUGUGCAAUUUGUUGUCAUAUACCUGGACAACGGAAAUAAUUCGUACUUAUUUCGUAUCCAUUACACUCCGGGUUAGCUACGUUGAUAUACAGUGGAACCGUGAUUGACCCCUUAAAAAAUCCAAAUGACCUAGAUGCCUGCGAAGAACUAAUCUUCACCAUUUUCCAGAUUAUUUUGUUAUAUGUAAGAAAAACUAAUUUAGGCCAUUGUUGUGUUUAAAUUACUCAAUAUUUGACCGACUCUCAAUAGUCAUGACAUUUAUCUGUUAAUUUUUCAAACAUGAAAUCACGCCUUGAGAUGGAGACGGAAAAGUACAAGAAUAAGCUAAUUGCUCUUAGGGACAAGGAUUCUUACAACAUGUAACAUAUUUUUUAAUGGCAUUUUAAAGAUAUGACCAUCUAAAGGAUUGUAUAAGACUUGCAAUAUCACGUGAACCUCGCCCGUCUACUUACUCAUUGCGGGGUCUUAGUGGUGUUGCCAAACAAGAGCACAAAGGACAAUUUUGGAAUAUGUUAGAUAAACCAAUAACUGUCGCUGUGUCGCGAGCUGAAAAGAAACUAUUCUCGGUUGUUUUUAUUUAUUAAGAUUAUUUAAAAAUUAGGUCGAGGAGGAGAGUUUCGAAAGAAAAGUUGACGAUAGUGACGGCCCACUGCCGAACUUAAUGAAUUUAUAUUUUUUCCAUCGACGCUGCAGUGUCGGGUUAAGUAGUGAUGAAUAUGUUAAGCUGGUUUUGGCGAUGAAGUCACUUAUUGAGAAAUAUCCCCUGACUCAUGUUCGCUUUUGGGGAAAAAUAUUUGGAAUUCUACAAAAUUAUUAUAUAGUUGAAACGGAAGUGGCAGAAGGUGAAACAAUCCAAGAUUCUGAUGAUGAGGAUGAGAUUGAAGAAAAAGACACCAAUUUUGUCGGUGACGAGGAAAAAUUAUCUUUGACAGGUAUUUUGCUGGGAAUUUAAAGAUAUUUUUAUCAUGUCAACUUUUUGCCAGUCUACCAAACCUUGUUACAACAUUUUCUCAUUAAUCCUGUUAUCUGUCCAUGUAUAUUAAUAGCUAUUAAUAGACAUGGACAGGUAGCAGGAUUUGUUGUUAUCUAAAAACCAUAGACUAGUCAACGUUUUUUUAGAUAACAACACAUUUUACAAGAAACGACUGCUUUUCAUCGUUGGACCAACUACCUGGAAGUCUUUUUUUACCAAACUCGUGGAUGUUUUAUGACCAAACAAAGCACAUGAUUUUUUGAAAAAAGCAAAGACGGCGAUGCGUGCAGUAUUUUCUGAUGACAUAGUAUUUCAUGGCCUCUUAUUCAACUACACAUGGUUAUUGCAAAUUAAUAAGAUAAGGAAACUGUUCACUCAGAGAUCGACAUAGAGAAAAGAAACAUGAUAGAUAAAUAAAACAUCAUUGGUCUGAUAAAUGUGUGCGCACGACGAUGGAGAAUGCAGAGGGAGGUUAUUUAAGCAAGCGCGUUCGCAUUACAGCGAACACCUGUUAGACGUGAUCGAAAUUCGGCACCAGCGAUGGGAGAGGAAUGGGAGAACGGGUAUGGGGAUGAGUGUAUGAUCGUUAUCGAUCCUUACCAUUGCAGUGCGAGGCUGAUCACGUGAUCCAGCUGCUUAGAGAGUUCCGGCUUUAUCCUUCAUAUUUCAGCGGUCUCGGCAAAGCGCUUGAGACGCCAAUCGUCAUUCAAACGACCAUAAAUGCAGUCGCUGAGUCCACAUAUAUCCCGUGUCUACUAAGUAAUGCGUAACUGAACUCCUGGGUGCCUUAUUUUCUGCCAUUAACAGCCACUGCGACUUGUGUUUGGCUGAGCAAACUGCCAAUUUCCUUUGCGUGCGUACAGUGUAUUUUCAUCCGUACUAUAUGUAACCUCAUAAAUACAAUUUUAUGUCGUGUGCAUCGGCAGAAUGUCUCCCUGGUCUAACUGGAAUAGCCGCUGCAUUGCUCAUGAACAACAAAUUAGAGGCGACGUACGUCCGUUCAAUCAUGCACCUAAAUCGUAGCUUGAUCAUAAUUGACACAAUAGCAACUUUGAAAGGGAGGUUCAUGCUUACCGAUUUUUUUUGUCUGGGAUGUCGAUACUUAUCGAGAAAUUUUUCUGGAUACCAGUUUCCAAGUGAAACGUUUUUUGGAACCUAAUUAGUCGUCGAUCGUGUCUGAGGAACAGAUCCUAUUGGUUAUGUUGAAGAGGCAUAAAACAAAGUUUUGUUUUUUUCUGAAUGGGAGCGAAACUGAGGAAGUGAAUAUAGUGUCAUUUUUAGGUGGCGUUUCGAUAGACAGAUCUCUGAAUAGAGCCAUCUGCUCACCUAGGUACAAGAACGUCCAAAGGUCACGAAACUUUAUGGCGUCAAUAAAUCCUGCACGUUUCGUCGCCUUCGCUUUGUUCAAAUGUAUUCCAGGAAAACAGUGCUCCAACAUGAAUAUUUGUCAAAUACCUCAAACUGGGAGAAGGUGAGCACGAUAAGUUAAAGAAACAGCCAGGAUGGUCGAAAAUAUGUAAUUAGAGGUAAGAAAUAUAGACGAAUAUUUAACAUUUAUUGUAGGCUAAAGUAAACGGAAAUGCAGAAUUAAUUGCUUCCUGUGUAUCUGUUGGCUAAAAUACAGUGAUGCUCUACGCGGCGACUUCUUUCCAUGAAGAUGUCGCCCUUCUAACCUGGGAACUAAAUAAUAAUUUUAAGAAUCAUUGUACUUGAUACGGCUGCGAUCAUGCCAGAUCUAGCCGGCCUCGAUGAUGUCCCGAACUAUACCUCUCCACGCGUGACGAUCCGCGGCAGCAGAUCUGGACAGCUCAACCCAUUCCCUUUGCCAACGACGGAGGCCGAAUACCGAAGGUCUAAGAACCAUCUCCAUGUCUUUACGAACUGUGUCGAGCUAGGUUUUGAACUGACCCCCUCCUAGACGCCUCCACUGGGGCAAUGGUGCCAGAUCGAGGGCAGUAGCACUGAGCUCUUGAGGUGGACGACGAAGAACAUGCCCGAAAAAUGCCUAAAUGGGUCGGGCAUUUUAAGAAUAGUCAUUAGUUGCUGGCAUAUAGGCUAUAACUGCGGUCAGAUGAAUAAAGAACUGUUUAAAUACAUUAAGCUAAUUAGAAGAAGUUGAUGUGGUUUUAAGCAACGUUACGCUUCACUAUACCCUGAGGCAUAAAUUUCGUUUUAUUCUCUAUCAUGUAAACAAUGAGACGAAUGCUUUCCUUAAAUUACCAGUUAGGUGGAAGUUUGCUUUUUAAUUUAAAUAAAAAAAUAAAAAAUUGAUAUAAAACCUUUACAUAAUACGUCAAAUUUUAUUCCUUUUUUGGAACUUUUACAUGUAGCUAGACUGCGGCAAACUGCUGACAUUUAUCCCAAACUCCUUACUCCCAAUGCAUUGCAAAUAUGGACAACGGAGAUCUGAAUACCUAGUUUCUGUUCUGUUACGUCAUUAGUCGCUCAGGCGCAUUCUUAACGAUCAAGAUCAUUUGCUGAGAUCUACAGUAUCUUCAUAUUCGUGUCACAACAUCCUCAUCAACCUGGUUUGACUGAUGAUUAAAUCACUGGAGAUUCAUCCCGCCAUUAAGGUUGAGUUGGAAUUAUUGGGCAAAAUAGUAGCAAUAGAUCCGUAUUUUAAUUUCAGAAUGGGUGGUUUCCGUUUAAAACCAAGUCCACUGUAAGUACCAGGUCGGGUUGUAAAGUCUAUUGCAUGGCGCGUUUUACUUGACCGGCUUCUUCCCAAGGAUUUCUUAUGAUUGCAUGCUAAAAGUGUUUUUGUAUAUCGGGCAACUUUGAAUAUGCAGACGGCAUGCACCAUACAUGGCAAAACGUAUAUUCUAAAAUAUCGAGUGUCUUCAUAUAAUCUCUCAUUUCUAUGUUGUCAAUCUCAUCAAUUUGUUGAACUUCUAUGUCUAUGCACAUUACUUUGAUCUUUAUUUCUUUGGGUGUUGUAUUUAGUUCUGUUCCGUAAAUUACUGUUUUAUUGCGGGUAAGAGCAUGUUUUUACCCGGACGCAAUCAGUAGGUUACUGCGGCUUUAGCGUUCGAGUAACACGACGGUUUUUAUAAGCUUUUAAAAGUACUCCCUCUUGCUUUGUUGUAAAGUGUAUUUUUAGAUACUAGCCCCGCCAUUACUGGCUUUUGAUUAUUUAAACUUCUAGCAGAAUUCUAAUCAUAUACGAAAUUGGCUAAAUGGCCGGAAAAAAUAUACUGAUUGCAGACAAAUUCAUUUUUGACUAUGCCUUAAACAAAUGGUCACACCUUUGGCACUGUAUUUAGCUUAUUUGCUGAUUAAGAUCUUCAGUAUUCCCGCUUCUUUUGGGUUUUGCACAAUAAUAAUGAAAUAAACUUUUGUGACUUGCACAAAACAGCACACAAAUAAAUAAUUUUCCACUGUGUUCCCCAGGAAAAUCGUUGGCAGUGAGACUGUGAAUGCAUUAUUAAGAGUGAGGAAAAGUGACGAAAAAAUGGCUUCUUUGGAUACCGUUCUUGACCUGUGUAAUUUUUUCUAAGUUAAAACAACCGUUAAGAAUACAGGCCCUCUUGUGGUAGCCCUAUGCCAAGUCGACUGCAAUGAAUACACAUUCCUCUGACAGGGGGGUCGUUUUUCUGAGAUGAAAAAACGAUGAAGCCGAGACGAGUCAAUAUAAGAAGCUUGAAGUGUUCUUUGGAAAUUUUAGGCUCUCCAGCAUCGCCAAUGAGUAUUCUAACAAGCUGUUUAGACAGUAUUUUAGAAAGUAGUAAAUGUAAGUGUAAAGCAUACUUUGGAAGCAAUGUUAUAACUCGUGUGGCUCAGAGUGAUCCUCCAAGAAACUUUGUUUUAACGGAUUUUAGGUUAUGUUUGAAUUUCUAAAUCAUAAGUAUCAAACUGUUUAGACAUGUUUGCAAUUUCCCAAGCAGUGACAUUAUUCAGACCGAUGCGCGACAGAAAUAAAAUUCCUUCGUUUCGUGAAUUCAAUAGCCGGUUAUAAUUCUCAAACUCCUGGACGACACAAAAGCACUCGACCUUCGUUUUAGUUCCAGAAACAACCCCAAUUUUUCGUUUUUAAGGCAACAUCUGAAGUCAUUUAAAAGUGACCAUUCUUUUUCGGCGUUUUGUCAAUAAAAAUGCGCCCGUUGACCCAGAGCUGAAUAGCGCACAAGAUUUACGUGAGUCACUUCUUUGUUAAUCAACGCCAGUUGGUGGACGUUCUGCUGUUGAAGAUAAUUUUUCCGUCGUAGAACUCAGGAAACUUGCAAAUAAAGUAUUUGCCUUAUCCGAACCACGGAUGCUUUCUCUUCAGAGGACGACUUCCCAAAAAACCGAUGGAAGCCUCCGCCAACAAUUCCACCGGAAGAAUUCCGUGAAGGCGUUAAUAAAUAUGUCUACUUCGUUUGUCACUUUCCCGGUGGCAGGUGGAUUCGCCUUCCGCAUGUCAAACCUCAGCAGAUAUGCGUUGCACGUCAGGUAAGGUAUUCUGUUGACUACUCGGUGUAAGCUGUGUAUGGGACAUUGUAGAUGUGCUUCUUGCCUUGCCUGUGAAGGAAAUGCAAAAUAUUGAUUUUUUGACUCGUUUUCCCUACGCAACUAGGGAUUUGUUUGUAGAAUGGAACUUACCUGCGGUUAAUAAACCUACGACUUUGUCCCGUGUGCUAUUUCUUCUAAACGACCUUGAUAGCACGGGGAUUUUGCCUUCUGACAGCUAGAAAUAGGCAAAUUAAUCGUUAAAAUGCGCCAAUGACAAUAUAAUUGCCCUCUUGGACUCGUUCUCCCUACUCCUAUUAUCUUGAGAGUGCGACUGUCAUUGAGAAGUUUCAUCACUUAACCGGAGAGAGGAGCCGGUCCCUGUCUCUCAAAGACAUCCUCAGCUAUUUUGCGGACUCAAUGGAAUGUCAUAUUUGAUUUUCUGAAGAUGUCCUUGAAGAGUUCAAUAUGUUUUCAAAAUAGAUUCUGGAAGAUAUGCGUACAGGCAUAUUUGAAAAAAUACAAUACAAUACUUUUUGAUGGAAUUUUCCCAGUCGGAAAGCGAUGUUUAUCAGUUUGCCCGGAUUCCAAUUCCUUAUUUCUAAUUUCACAUGGGGUAAUUAUAAGUUGGCUCUCGAUUUUCCGUUAAAAUACGGAUGGCAGCUAGUACAAUGUAAUUGCAUGUGUUAUGUAUCCAGUAAAUGGAUGAAAAUACCGAAGCCAAUUCGGGACUAAACGCAUAAUUUGGUUGGAAAAGAGUCCCAUUUGUUAAGUUAUUGUUUCGAAAUAGCAUUUAAUUCAUUGCCGAUUUCCAUCAUAAUUAGUAGAGCUUUUGAGAUUCAUAUCGUCUUUCAGUCUUAUACGGAAUUAUUGAAGUGCCGAUUCUACUGAGGUUAGUAGGAAGGUAAUAGUUUCGACCUCUCAUAGUACCACUACUCAGUCCCUGGAAAAUCUUUUUACUGCUAUGUUAAUCCAUGCGGUAUGCUUCCAAAAAAGCAAAUAACAUUUUAUAGGCACUGCAAUGGGAAAGGGUCUGGAGGACUUCCAGCUGUUAUCAUCGACCGUUUAUUUAUUUACGCCGUUAUUUAUUAAACGCCGGCAAACACACGAAAGGAGUAGUACUACUUGCUUUUAUAUUUCAGUAUUCAGUGCCACUGAUAGUGGAAAGCGUCUGUGAUCAGGUUACUUGUUAGUUUGUCAAAGAGUUUUAUAAGAUUCUAGCACCUCCUUUCCAAGUAGAAACGCACUUUCUUCCCUAUAAGUGCAUCUCAGUUUGUCGAUUGAGCUGGUCAGUCAUGUAAAAUGCCAGUUCACUGCUUCAAAGAUCAGAGUCAAGGCAGGGCGUCUCUUGACAAACGCCUUAUUAGCCUAUAUGCACAGCCUGUUUCACCAUUAAUUACCUCUUAAAAGCUUGUUAUCCUUCCUCCGUUCGUAAGCUCCGUCUGUACAAAGGCCCGUAUAAUCAGCGGUCAGAAAAAACUCGUACUGGCUGUUUCACUAUGGACUGCGAUUCUAAGAUUAACACAUUUCUUCAGUUAAUCGUUCCGCCUGAAUAUUGCCUAUAUCUACCCCGCAGUCAUAGACUAGCCUCAAAGAGGUGUCAGCCAAUUGAGCAAUACCUUAUCAUUUGUUCUCAAGGGUGUUGCUUAAUGCCAAAAACUGAAAUACAUUACUGCCUUCGGCAACAGUAUAGUAUGUGGCCCCGCUGAUAAAACUGUAACUCUUAAACCUAACAUUAACCGCAACCUUAACCCUAUCCUUAACAUAACUAUUGAACCUAGCCCUAACCAAAACAGGGACUAUAAUCUUAUCCUUAACCCUUAAACAUAAUCUUAUUUCCAACCCCAACUUCGACCGUAAACUCAACACCCAAACCUAGCUUUAACCUUAAACUUGGCCCUAAUUACUAGUGUUGGUAUUUAAAUAGCAUUAACGUUAGUUUCGUGAGUAGGCCAAAUGUAAGACUUUUGAAAUGGUUCACCUUUGUCCGUAAUAUUACUAUGAGGGUUGUGUUUUUCUAACCGCACAAAGUUCUUCUAAAUCUGUUACCUGCAGAAAAUAGCGAAACGCUCCCAAAUAAAAUAAGUAGGCGAGUUUUAGUCACAGCGACUGGGUGAGCCAACAUGAUAUACCGUCACCCUACUUUCGUCUAUCCUGGCACAGACUUGUAACACUUCUUUUUAACUUUCCCCUGCGCUCAGAUCUGCCGCUUUUUCACCGGCAACUUAGACGCCCCUGUGGAAAGCUUCCCCAUCUUUCCAGGAACCGAGGCAAACUACCUGCGAGCACAGAUUGCACGCAUCACUGCCUGCACUCACGUCUCUCCGGAGGGAUACUUUAGCUUUGAAGACGAAGAGGGUGAGGAGGAGUACGACGAUGACGAGGAGGAGGAAGAGGACAGAGCGCAACGGGAAUGCAUUCGGAACCUGGAAUACGCUCCCUUGCCGAUCACACAAUUGGGUCAUCCUGGUCUCAAACACUGGGUGCACCACUCACCCUAUAUCUUGCCUCAAGGCCGAGUUAGAUGGUAUGCCCAAAGUCCUUUCGCCUGCAUCAGAUCUUGGACUUUGAUGUUUCAGCGGCGAUAAACUAACAUGGACGCCAGCACAUACUCACUUGACUGGGGUGUUAAAGGAUACGCAGUUCAUGGUUAGCGAUAGUUCAGUAACUACCGGCAAAGCAGAAUUUUCGCCUUCCUUACAGCUCACUUCGACAACUUUCUAAUGUCAACCUUUGUUUCGCUGCCAGCGGUAUUACUCUUUCCAGGAGACCGAUGUUUUUCUCUUGUCUACAAAAAAAUACCGGACAUUUUUGAGUCCAAAUCCAAUUAACUCACUUGAGUGCAUGCCCAACUCCGUCUCAAGACAUAAUUGAGUAGUCUCCUUGCGGCACAGACGAACUGACAGAUCUGUCCACUUAUGAUUUACAAAAGAAUUAGUGUAAAUAUGUCCAGACGUAGCAGCAGGAGAAUAUCACGACUCUUCAACUAUGCUACCCAUUGGUUCUAGUACUGACACUACCACCCGAAUCACCCCUACCAUUAGCAUAGAUCCUGUUAGCAGCCAAGUUCUCGACGGAGAUUCCUAGCAGUCGAAGAUUAUACCUAUUAGAGCACCCAUGGUACACGCGAUACAUAUGGCAGGGAAAAUAUUCUAAUAUGUAGCAACAUAGUUAAUAUGCAAAUUAUACUGCUCCCAAUCGGGGGCUCUUUCAUGUAGCGCAAUCGCAGCGAAACUAAUAAAAAUUGCAACUAAGGAAGAAAUUCUGAAAAGAAUGCAAUAAGUGACCCAACUCUGCGUAUUACAUAUGAAUGCCUACUGAUUCAUACGAAAUUAUUGUUUAAUUUGGGUACAGUUCCUUUUUUCAAGAGACCAUAAAUUUUCGCUAAUGAUUUGUCGGUUGGCAUACACCCUAACUUGGAAUACUUUACCUUUGCCGGCAACCGUGGCAGCUUCCCUGUGUUCCGCAAUUCUGCAUCAUUAUGUCGUGUCGUUGGGUCAACGUUCCUACUUUGCUCUUAUGGAAUUCGCCGACAUCACCCGUCCUUGGGUUCCUAUUGGCUGUUUCGCUGCCUCGAUCUCUGAACAUGGCUUGUUACUGUACAGGCGCUAUAUUUAGCUUCCUUCGGUUUUCGGUGUUAGAUUUCGUUAGUAUUCAAUUUUCCCGCUAUAUUUCGAGGUCAUGCACGAAUAUUUUUUUAACUAAUUCGCGGAAUUAGAACACUUUUCCAAAAAUUCGCAUUGUUAAUAGAGUUCUUUCCCUUCCAUUGGCCCCACACAUAUAACUCCUACUUCCACCGGUGACCUAUCCUCCGCAUUCUGAAUGGGGUCGCUUAUUGCGUCGUCUCCGAAAUUCGAUCACUGGAAAAUGGGCGUUUUUCUUCCUAGAUUUUGUAUUCACGAUCGAAAUCAGCAAACUGAAUUUGGGAAUAUAUAAGAGGCGCAGUUCCUGCGCGACCACCGUGAGCAGGGAGGAAGAUUAAGGGUUAGUUUGCGAGCACCCGGUUGUGAAGACACACAUAACCACGGCAGUUCAACCGCCGUGACCAACGGUGUCUGCCGUGUGCUUUAUAUCAGGGUGUAAUCCGAGACGGUGAUUUGUGUGCUAAUUCGUUUAGAGGGAUAGUAGACUUGUGCUGCGUCUUCUACGCUCUCCUCCUCCCCCACCUGGCAGCGGUGUCAAGACAGAGUCAAGAGGACCGGAGACGGAAGAGGCGCAGGUUGCUGACAAGGAGAAAACUCGUGUCUUCGCGUGUCAAUGCAUCCCUUGAUCCACGACGUAUAUUGACCAGAAUUUUAUACCAGGAACAGAAAGGGGUGGAACGGAUCCAAAUUUUCACGGUUCGGACCUGCGACUAGGCGUGCUGCCACACCCCAAAUGUUGGCAUUUUUAUGAGUGUUCUUUCCGGCAACGCCAGCCGGACUCCGAUCUAUCCCCUGUGUUGGUCCAACGCAUCUACCGCAUAUAGACACGAUGAGCACGUAUCUGGUUUAACCUGUCGGUCAGCGACGGUUACGGGGGUGUGGCCGCUGUACUCAGCAGGCCGUCGUGGAACGCCAGAUGAGGGCUGGGUGCCACGGCAGGAGCGAAGUAUGAGUAUUCACUAAGCCCACUUAAGCGUUAACUGGAGUCCACCAGGUUUUUGGUUGCAUGUACUUCUAACGACAAUGGCCACGCCUGAAUUGACCGGCAUAGAUGGCGCCUCAUGAGUUACUUUCCAAUUUUCCGCAGUUUGCGGCAGUCUGAGCACAUUCUCCGCUAUACUGCAGAGCAACAGUCAUUAGACUAAAUCGAGGAAUCGGGAGUGACCGUACAGCUACGGGAGGUAACGUUAUCCUAAAGGAUAUGCCAUUAGGUACCCCUGGCCAGUGACGGCAACUUUGCCUUCUCUGUUCUGCGGCAUUGAUGGGCAUUACUAAUUGGGUGAAGGAUAACUGAAUUAAUUCUUUUAUCUGUUCAUAACGGCUAUAGAUACGCCACAAGCAAUACUUUUAAGCAAACUGCCCAUUCGUAUAAAGAUGUGCUUGAGCCCGGCCCUUCCUUUCCACAAAAUAAAUAAAUCGCUUACAGGUACUGCUGAGUGCAUGUACACCCCCCUUAGUUAUGACGAAUUAUAAUACAAAGCUUGCGAACACUUAGUUAAAUCACUUAUGCUUUGGCAUUUAAGUAACCACAAUUUUUAGUAGGAAUUUGGUAAAACCUAUGAGCCUUCUUCAUCAGACUUAGAAGAAGAUUCAGGAAGUUAAAGUGACGUCGUCGUGCCAGUACAAUUAUUGCAAACUUAUGUAGUUUUGGUUAAUUAUAAAAUCUAUUUUCUCCUCACCCCUAGGUUGAACCCAGCGUCGUUGGCCUUUGAUGAGGCCUCAGAACAAUCUUUUGAAAAGGAAGAGGAGGAUGAGCUCGCGGAAACGAAGCUGGUUGGCUUGAAUGACCACGCUGAGCGUGGACUCCCGCUGCUAACCAGUAUUUCUAACGAUAUUGACGUCUAUGGACAGAUGCCAUGGAGCGUUCGCGUGUUCGACAGCCCCUCACCCGAACAGGCCUGUGUGCUAGUCUCCUCCAACCUCUGGGUCGGUGCGCACGCGAUCGCCUGGGAUAGGUCGGUAACGAUAGAUUUAAAAAUAAACCUUCCCACCAUAAAUCCUUCUAUUGUAGAGCUGAAGACAUGCCAGAAACAUCUCACAAGUAAGAAGGCAUGCACAUCGGAACCAUGGAGUGUAGUGCUAAACACCGAGUUAAUUGCUAGGUAUUAUUAGUUGACUAUAUUCCUGUAGUCCCGAAAUAUUUUCAACGAACAGUGACGCUGUCCUGGUUUUGUCAUUAAUGGCUUAGAGGGGUUUUUGAUCUAAACUCCGAAAAUUCUGCCAGUCUCGGUAGAUUAGUUUGAAUUCCGUUUGGAGGCCAUUCAAUUAAUGCACAAAUGCUGGCUAAAUAGAGUUUAAUAGCUGUUUUGGUGGACUUUGGAUAAUUAAUUGUGACCCAUCUGUGAAAAACUCGGCGAUGUCGAUGGGAUUCGUGCUCACAACAAGAGACAGACUUGAGCACAGCCAACGCUCCAGCCCCCUGAGCUAGGUGGCCUUACCAGGACCUGUCAGUUUAAUCGCAUUUAUGUCAAGUUACCUGGUUGUCAUCUGGUGGAUCCUAAAUGGAUUACUUAGGAAAUCCUUCUUGGGUAGUUUGAUAACUGCACCGGAUUUGCUUAUUUCCAUACGUUGCAAUAGGCUGGCUGGGCCGGUAAUUUGAUCUAAAUGUUAUUAACCCCACGGCUUCCGGUGGGCCCUCGUAUCUGAGGUGACAAGAGCGUCGGGUGUACUCAAGCUUUCCCCUAGCUGUCGUGGGUUCACACCCCACCGAGGUCGCCUAUUUUUGAUUGGGUUAAAAUAAAUAAGAUUUGUCAAGUUAGGGACAUAAUACUUUAACAUUCUGCUAAGUAAUCUGCUAUUUAAUUGUAAAUGGUCGUGGAAAAUCAAACAACGACGGUUCUACUUUACCCUUCACUGUCUAGUGCUGCCAGGAAAGUUAUGAGUGUAGCUUGAAUCCAACAAACGGCAAUUUAUCGGAGAAGAAAAUCCGCAGAACAAUCACUGUUUCCGCAUCAUUCACAGCUCCACGGUUUUGACAACGCCUUUUGUCAUUCUCGUUGGCUUACGCAUCCCUUAAGUUAAUAUGGCAUUUUCUGUUUUUUUAAAGAGGAUCGAGAUCUUGAACUCCGGAGCAAGUUCGAGUGAAUCAGGUUCGCUUCAUUUUCAGCGCAUCAAGUAUUCUUGGUGAUUGGGUUAGAGAGAUAGUUCCUCAGUGAGCCCGAAUUUAAUUGCCAAAAACCCUUUCAAAAUAGCGCAAAAAUUGCUAACCCUUUAAAACCAGCUCAAGGCUCAACUAAAAAGUGGAAGCUAUGUCGCCCGAAAGCAUAUUAUCAGAGCGUGUCUGGUAACCUGGUCAGUGAACACACUUUUCAUUGUAUUAAGCUGGGACACUGUCCAACUUACUUGUUACUGACGUCCAUGCUUCUAAGAACGUCAGCGACGGCCGGGAAACUUCUUUGAAACACUGUCAGACAUGGUUAACCACUGCGGGCAGUUUUUCCAUGCUCGAGACGUUAAAAUCUAAAGUGCUGACCGUUGAUACCUAAGGGCAUGGUGAAGAGUUUCAGUUGUACCAAAAGCACCGGAAGUGGUGGUUUUUCGUUCUCCACUAAGACCGAUUGCAGCUCAGUCAGAACAAAAGCGAGCGCAAGGUACUGAGAGGCACGGAUUCUCCCUGUGGAAGGCUACAACCAUGGAACUCUCUGCAGCCCGGUUCAGGUGUGGGGUCACUUCGAAACCAUGCCGGCUUUCCUGAGGGCGCAAGUAAGAUUUGGAACUGGCCUGUGCUUAAAACAGGUCACGCACUCCAACCAGACCUUCGUGUGCUCUCAUGUAGUAAAGACUGUCCAACAAAUAUGCAUUUCUGAACUGUGCGUUGUGGCCAACAUUGCGGUAUGCCAACUUAACCCUGUUUUCCUGAAAGACGCGCAAAAAAUGAAAUAUGAAAGAGAGUUGCACGCAGCAUACUCCAUCAUAUCUUGGCCAAUCAUUCUGUAUUACUCCUUUUUAUGGAAGGCGCGAAGGUUUUUGCCUCUGGUAGCAUAGGUUCUUCUCUUACCGGUUGCUCACUUAAUAUGCAGGCUUACUUAGCAGAAGCGCACCCCAGACAUCGGGUUCCGAAUUCGUGUUGAAAAAAAAAACAGUUCUUCACCAAACCACCCCUAGCGACCACUAACUAACGAUCUGCAGUAUACUUGGGUUUCUGGACAACUAAAUGCUAUGUUGAGUGCGCUAUGGCGGAUUGAUCGGGGACCAAUCAUGCCAAGAUUAGUAAUUUCCUAUGCAACAGCAGGAGCAAAUCCCCUUACAACGCGGUUCGUUGGGUUGGGCUAGCCUUGUAUGGCUUAAGGAGAAUGGCAUUUGCUUCCAUAACCUCCCCCGAGCUGAAAAAGGGCUCAUGCAGACAGUCAGUGUGGAAAGUUCAACUUGUUUCCUUUUCUGGGUACUGUGUAACCGUGUCCCAGGUUGAAGAAGCUGACAGAAAUUGUAUCGCUGGCAUUUGCCAAAGAUUGGGUCAAAUUCGCAAGCGUGUCACUCAUAACUUUAUUCUCCUACAAGUUGGUUUCAUCUGCCCCCUUGGAUUCUGUGAUAUGGCAGCUGACCAAAAGAGUGACUAUUUUAGCUGAUUGACGAUUAAUCGAAGUCAAUUAAAGAGACAAGAUCACAGUGGCGGUAGGUCUAGCAAAAAGUGUGGUAGCGACGAUUAUAUGUUCUCAUUCGCACAUACCAAAUUAGCCUACUGGCUGUUCAGUAUAGGGAUAAAUGGUCCGGCCGGUCAUGUUUUGAAUGAAGUGAAAUUAAUGCCACUACGGCUGCAUAAUAUAGAGUUGGUUGCCUUAAAACACCUAUAUCUAGUAGGAUUAUGAUGUUGGAUGCAAUAGCUGACAACCAAAAACUGUCUUAAUUAGAAUUUAAAACGACAGAUUUCCCAGAUCAAUUUUCGCUGUGGAUUACAGCGCACCAACAGCUCUGAGACCAAUAGUUUUUAUUUGCAAACAGGGGCUAGAUGAACAGUGUUCAGUAAGAACCAAUCACUGAAUACGUAGUCGCCGAUUAGCCUCCAGUCAUCAAGCACACACGCGAUCUGUCAGAGCCAAACGCGUGAGUCAGCGCAUGCUUGCCCCAGGGGUCACAAGGGGUCGGUAGUUCACGGUCUGCAGCCUGUUGGUCGAUACCCUGGGGAAUUCGGUUAUCAAGACAAUAGGACAACUUCUACUACAAAGCGAUCCCGCUUCUCGUGUGUCAACAUCGCUUUGUUGAGAGAAGCCACUUUUAUGGGAUUGAGAUCUGUGCUGUUCUACCCAAUGGCGAGUGGCGUGUUAGUGACUCAAUAGUUUUUCCCAGUUUUUCAUUUUUUCCUACAACAUUGUGUGCAGAUCAAAGAGUUUUGCUUCUUAAAGUCAACAGGCCUCAACAUUUUUCGGUGGCGAAAAUAAAUGGGUGAACAUCCAACAAAGGUAAACAAGAUGGAACCUACGUAGACAGGGAAUACCGAGGCAGCAUAUCAAUAUCCACAUACGCAAAUAAAUACCCAACUGAGAAGCGGGAAUUGACUGAAACUCAAACCAUUUGUGGGCCUUCUGCAUAAAGCGUGCUAGUAUGUGUAUGCUUCUAGUCGUAGGUGUUGGUCGGCAGCAUGAGUAGGUCAUGGAGAUGCAAAUAAGUCGGACGCAAAUAAUACCUCAGGCACCCCAAUUCCUCUGUCUUUGUCACCUAUGGCCUUGCCUUUUGAAUCUCUAUCCACACGAGUUCUGAACUUUUCAUACGGCCCAAAGGUUCCGCUCAAGAAAAAGUGUUCAUCCAUCUAUCUCGGCCACAGGCAAAAACUCAUAAGCAUCCAAUCCUUGGCUGGCUGGCUACGACAGUCUACAAAAAUCAUUAAAAAAACUUUAAGCCACUUUAAGGUGGUAAUUUCUUCCAAUCCUUCAUCCACAAGUCUACCUUACUGUCUAUAUGUGGUAGCGCAAACUAAUUCUAUCCAUCAUCCUCUUUGCUUGCAGCAACUACGACAAUAUCUACAUUGGUUGGGGUUUGAAGUCUACGGGGCCCGGCUUGAGCCCUUACACGCCGCCUGAGCCAAUGGAAGAAGCGACGGAGCAACACCAAGAGGCUACAGAUCCAACACCAGAAGAGGAGGCGGCAGCUAACGAGCCUGAAGAGGCUCCUGAAGAAACAGACUCUGAGGACCUCGAUGAACAAGGACUAGAGAACUAA